UUUAAACCUAACGCUAGUCUAGACAUGAACGUCGCUGUAGUCAUCGGAGCUGCCAGCAACCUAGGAUAUCACGUAUUGAAGAAACUCACAACAAUCUACGAUGGGAAAAUCUACUUCACAACAGAAGAUGAAACUAUCGGCUACCACGUUUACGAAUCCCUCAACAAAAACCCUAAUCUCGAAUACUUUAGAAUGGACAUAACAUAUACGAAGAGUAUCAUCAACCUACGGCAUCUGAUUCAAGACCGAGACGAGAGGAUAGAGCUCCUGAUAAAUAAUACGGAUUAUGUAUCAGAGAAGAACUUGGCACGGGCCGAAAAAGUACGCCGGACGCUUAGUGUAAAUUUCUACGGAUACAUAAAUUUUGGCAAACUUGUUUAUCCUCUGUUGACUGAAAACGCCAGAGUUAUUAAUGUGUCAGGCCCCGCGGGACUCUUGGCUACGAUCAAGAAUGAAGAGAUCAGAACGAGAAUUAGUAAUCCAAAUAUUACGGAAGAUGAAUUAGUUGCUUUGAUGCAGGAUUACGAAGAAGCCGUCAGAAGAGGAAUCGAGAAAACUGAAGGAUGGGGUAUGAGUAUGCAUUCCGUUAGUAAGGUGGCCCUCAACGCUGUAACGUUUCUCCAACAUAGAGAAUGGUCUGAACAAGGCGUAAUGAUAAACUGCGUGAAUCCCGGAAGCUUAUCUAGUAAAGAAGACAGAAAAUCAACAAAGGUGUACGAGGAAGGCGCUAAGGCUGUUUUGUUUCUAGCAACAGAGGCACCGUUGAGUUUAAAAGGCAAUUUCGUAUGGAGCAAUUACAAUGUGAUUCCUUGGAACACAGAUCCAUUCGUCGAAGUGACCACUGUGUGAAAUGAGGUUAAAAUCAGAAACGCAAAAUGUUUUAAGUGCGUACUUGUGAACUGCUAAAGCGAAGACUCUUUUGCUGGAAUAAAGGAUUCAAAGCUGCAAAUUGUUAGGAUUUUAUCGAGAUUUUUAUAUCUGCAAUAACUGUAACUGGUAGUUUUGUCUUUAGAAUUUAUGGGCUAUAAUAACAGAGGCUAAGCAGUGCUCGCAUUCGCGCGGUCAUUAAAACAAGAAUAUGUCUCGCCUCUCGCUAACUUGUAGAUAUACGCGUUUGCAUUUGUUCGAAAAUUUAACACAGCCUUCUCGUUGUACUUUUAGUAUGGGUUAAAAGUACUAUUUACAUUAUUAAAUUAAGCAAACGUUUAAAGUUAGUUAGCCAUUCUAUGUAAAAUUAUUACUAUGUAAUGAUGGGUAUUCCGAUUGUACAAACAUAACUAAAAAUACUGAAUUAGUUACGUUGACCUAAUAAAUAGAAAAAAUAAUUUUUAAAGAAGCAUUUGCUGCAACAAAAAAACAAUUCUAGCACUAUAUUAAUUCCUGAUAAAGUCAGGUAAUAUAUAUUAUUUUAAAUAUAUUGUAUUUUCAUAUAUUAAAAUGUAAUAUUUGUUAUGUAAAUAGUGAAAUAAUGAUAUUUCUGUUGAUUUUCGUGUAUUUCUUACAUAUUGUUGACUAAAAAUUUCAACUUAUGGUGGUACGAUAACAUUUAUAUGUUUGAAACGGUAUCUAUCUAAUAGAUUUUUGAAAAAUAAUUUGAAGUAGUAUAUUUUAUUGUAAGAAUCCUCUCAAGUUGCGAAUUGUUGUAAGUCAUAAAUAAAAGUUAAACCAGGCGACUAUAUCACGAGGUCGUUGCAUCUUUUAUGGUUGUUGUUGUGAUUUCUACUUUUGCGGACAAAGUACGGAAUGUCGCAUAUAAAAUACUGGCGGUAACUAUGAACUAUACACAUUUCGGUCUUAUUGGGGCUUUAUAUCUCACGACUCGUUUCUCAGUUUAAACUAUUCCAUAUUUAUAUUCAGUGUAAUCAUUUUAAUAAUGAAACAAAUUGUUACAUAGAAAUGCAGCUAAUUAAAUUACAAUGUGUUAAUUUGUUUAUUGAUUUUAACUAUUAUGAAACUCAUUAUAUGUACACCUAUUA
Messenger RNA from Pieris napi, 1976 nucleotides. RefSeq lists its product as uncharacterized. NCBI's taxonomy places the organism in Eukaryota, Metazoa, Arthropoda, Insecta, Lepidoptera, Pieridae. Gene Ontology annotation, molecular function: oxidoreductase activity. The record is from RefSeq and is a predicted model, not a curated record. The coding region runs from base 25 to 849 and encodes 274 amino acids. The transcript has a single exon.